Messenger RNA from Homo sapiens (human), 980 nucleotides. Its product is annotated as sterile alpha motif domain-containing protein 1-like. Lineage: Eukaryota; Metazoa; Chordata; Mammalia; Primates; Hominidae. Bases 159 to 980 code for a protein of 273 amino acids. The transcript has 2 exons. The record is from RefSeq and is a predicted model, not a curated record.
GAGGGGACGGCCGGCAGGCGUGGGGUCCGCGGCGUCAGGGCUCCUUCCUCCCGUCCGCUCCAUCCUGCAACCCGUAGCCCGGGCGGGGUCUCGCUGCCCCCUCCCCGAACACAGCCGCCUUUUCCUCCCUCCCCAACCCCGAGCGCCUCCCUUCCCGAAUGCGGGAGUCCAUAGUGCACGGGAAGCCUCUUCCCCUCCCCACCGAGGCUGCCCGACGCCCCUUCCACCCUCCGACCCCCCGCAACCAUCCCUCAAAUGCCCCGGCGGCCAGCAGGGCUGGGGUGGGCGCAGGAGAACCAGGGGUCCUGCCCGCAUGCAGGGGUUUGGGGUCGGUGUGGCCGAAUGAACGCGCGGGUUCAGACGAGCCUGUGAUGCCCCCGCUUUCCAUCUCCUCGCGACCUGGCCCCAGAAGACAGUCUGAGAGGCCGGUGGCCGCGGAUCCUGGACGCGCUUCCCUCCUGCCUGUGGUUUCCCUUUAUUCCGGCAGCGCUGGCUGCGUGGUGAAGCCCUCAGGACCCUCCGCGUGGGUUGGGCGGGUGACGUGGAUGAGGGACAACGUGGUGAGGUCCCCGUCGUGGCGAAGAGUGACCAGUAGGUGCCCAGGGCCCAACCCUCCUCUGCACCCGAGAGAAACCAUCUCCUCUGCAGCAGCCCCCACCUGGACGCUCUGGAGUCCUCCCCACCUCCCUCCCCAGUGGGGCGCACAGCAUUCUUGCUACCCUGAAAGGCAGACGGGAGGCACAGGGUGGCAGAGGGGGGCCAGGUCUGAGAUUCCAGAUGGAAGGGACCAUGGGGCUCCACCCCACCACCACUGUAGGCAGGGGACUGGCAGGUGUACACCCUUACUCCCGCGGGGCCCAGGGACACAGCCACCCUCCUUUGAGGCCCUGGCCCUCAGGACCCUGCCACAGCGAGGUCUGUGCCUCCCCAGUGACCAGUGGUCACCGGGCUCGGGGUCACCCAGCUGCUUCCACAUGUGA